Molecule: messenger RNA, 1108 nt
Organism: Centruroides sculpturatus (bark scorpion)
Lineage: Eukaryota; Metazoa; Arthropoda; Arachnida; Scorpiones; Buthidae
Exons: 2
Coding region: 357-1031 (224 amino acids)
Source: RefSeq, a predicted model, not a curated record
CUGAAUUUUAGGGAAUUUGCAAUGGAUAAUUCUACAUACUUUUUGAGAAUUUGUAGGUUUUUUAAGGUUUUUAAAUCGAUAAUUAAGAAAUGCGAUACUAAACAUAUCGAUUCCAUAAUUAACCAUUUGUCAAAACCAGAUCUGUUGGACAGGUGUGCUGAUUUGUCACCUCUGUGCUCAUUUCUCAAACCUGUUUGGAUAUAUUAAUCGGAAAGUUACUAACCAGUGAGGUUGUCAGACUUGGUCAUUCUCUAGAAAGGUAAUGGAGUACUAUAUUUUGCAUUUUAGUAUAUAGAAAAGUAAUUUUGUCAUGUAAAAGUAAUAAGAUUCUAUUCUCCUUUUUUUUCUAGUUAAAAAUGUUGAUAGGUUGGAUGGUAUACAUAUUUCUGACUCUAUGCAUCCACGAAGCAGUUUCAGAUAAAACUGGAGGAUCAUCAGGAUUAUUGUAUCUGAAAAAACCGCUCAAGAAACACGAUAUGAAAAGCCUCAAAGUGUUAAAAGUGGAUGCGGAUAAAUUGAUUAAACUUUCUAAGGAAAGAGGUGGGAAGAAAAGCGAUUCUGACAAUUUACCUGUCGAAAUUGAGUAUUUGUUGAAUUUAACUCAGAGGAAAAUAACGAAGAAUCGUAAGUACGGAUUAUACGCUUUAACUCAUAAACGAUCUAAAAGAACACUCGAAGACGAAGAAUACGACAUAGAUCUUGAUGCUGCUGAUGUCAAUCUCGAAGAAUUCUUUGCUAAUUUGAAAAGAAAUGAUGAUGAUACUUGCUUGGCUAAAAUGGUUUGUGAAAUGGCUACAGGGAAUCCAGCAUUUGGUCAUUUUGGAAGAGAAAUAACAGAAUUAUUGCUUUCUCUAGAAUCUUAUGAUCCUAAUGUCUCUUGGAAACGUUACAAACAAGCAGCAAUGAUUGGGAGGAGAGCUAGAUCAAACAGUACUUGUAAAAGAAGAUAUCCUUCAUGUGAUGCCACCUUUGAAGAAUUGCUUGCUGCUAGUAGGUGUUUGGAACAAGGUGGAGAUUGUCUUCAACCGUAGUUUCUAUAUUUUUUGUUUUAAUUUCAUAUUCAAAAUUAUAUUUUCAUGUUAUUGUGUACAGAGAAAUAAAUGGUUUG